AUGGCCUCCCGCUUGGCUAGAAGUGCGCUUGGGGCCGCGCGCCUCCGACCGGCUGUCUCUCAACGAGCGUUGCCGGCCUUGUCGUCCAUCAGCGCGAACCGAUACAACUCCAACGUGCCCACCGACCCCAAGAACAAGGCGCAAUCCAUCAUCGACUCGCUGCCGGGCAGCUCGCUCGUCUCUAAGACCGCCAUCAUGUCCUCGGCCACCGCUCUGUCCAUCUACGGUAUCAGCAAUGAGUAUCUGGUCAUCAACGAGGAGACAGUUGUCGCCUUCUGCCUGCUCAGCGUCUGGGGUGCGUUGAUCAAGUACGGUGGUCCUAUGUACUCGGAGUGGGCCCAGGCACAGAAUGAGAAAAUCAAGAACAUCUUGAACGCCGCCCGCGCCGACCACACCCAGGCCGUCAAGGACCGGAUUGAGAAUGUCGAGCAGAUGGGUGGUGUCAUUGAGACCACCAAGGUUCUUUUCGAGGUCUCCAAGGAAACCGCGCAGCUUGAGGCCCAGGCCUACGAGCUCGAGCAGAAGACUGCGUUGGCUGCUGAGGCCAAGUCCGUAUUGGAUUCAUGGGUGCGAUAUGAGAGCCAGGUCAAGCAACGUCAACAGAAGGAACUGGCCGAGAACAUCAUUGCCAAGGUUACAAAGGAGCUGGAGAACCCCAAGGUUCUGCAGCAGAUUCUCCAGCAAAGCGUUGCCGACGUUGAGAGAAUCAUCUCCAAGCCUCAAUAG
Molecule: messenger RNA, 726 nt
Organism: Pseudomassariella vexata
Lineage: Eukaryota; Fungi; Ascomycota; Sordariomycetes; Amphisphaeriales; Pseudomassariaceae
Product: ATP synthase subunit 4 mitochondrial precursor
Exons: 4
Coding region: 1-726 (241 amino acids)
Biological process (GO): proton motive force-driven ATP synthesis
Molecular function (GO): proton transmembrane transporter activity
Source: RefSeq, a predicted model, not a curated record